AUGACGAAAUACACCUCUGUCAACUCCUCGCUCCCUUCGUUGCCACGGCAGACCACACCCACUCGGCCAGCCACACAGACGGGCCGAUGGGAUCGGAUGGGAAUGCAGACGGGAAACACCCCCUCAUCGCCCCUUGGCUUCGAGACUAAGGGGUCGCUUAACGGCUCUCCGACGCUGCGCACCACACUAGACACUAGUCUUAGUGGCACAAGAAGCCACCCAGCCCUACGAGCCACGCGAUGGAUGAUGGGGGUUAACGAUAUAGAUUCGAUACAGGGUGACGAAGAUCAUCCCCACGAUCCAGGCCCCGACAGCGAUGCCAAAAAAAGAUGUGCUUCGGGCAAGGCACCAAAGGACCGGCCGACCAGUUCCGUCGCAGUGGCGUCAACCAUCCGCCCUCCAUGUUGCGGCUAG
This is a messenger RNA of Chaetomium globosum CBS 148.51, 414 nucleotides long. RefSeq lists its product as uncharacterized. Lineage: Eukaryota; Fungi; Ascomycota; Sordariomycetes; Sordariales; Chaetomiaceae. The record is from RefSeq and is a predicted model, not a curated record. The transcript has 2 exons. Bases 1 to 414 code for a protein of 137 amino acids.